Molecule: messenger RNA, 1359 nt
Organism: Miscanthus lutarioriparius
Lineage: Eukaryota; Viridiplantae; Streptophyta; Magnoliopsida; Poales; Poaceae
Source: the annotation of a GenBank genome assembly
AUGACAUGGAACGGAGAUGUUCUAAAAGCCUACCAUGGCACUCUAAAUAUCAAACCACCCGUAGAGUCAGUGAUGGGAACCAGGGACAUACGGUUACCAGGGAUUACUCUGCGAGGGUGGUGUCACCGGGAUGAGUUCUGGAUAGAGAAGCUUGAAAGCAAGGAGAGGAUUGUGCAUGGCCAACGGGUUGGCGACAACUACGUGGUUGCAGUUUUGGAUGUAGGAGCAGCCACCAGCUGGGUUCUGGACAGCUCCGCAUGGAUCCACCAUACCUCCAAUCGGCAGAUGUUGUACGACUUCCAAGAGGCACCUGAAUAUCUGCUCCCGGCCCCGGCGGGUGUGGAAGGUCUGCACAUUCUUGGGCAUGGGUCAGUACGGACCCAGCGCUUCAAGGUGCCAGGCAUCCGCUACAUUGCUUCAUCAGGGGAUGCAAGGAAUGUCAUCUCAGUGGCUCAGCUUGCUGAUGAUCAUGGCUUCGUCUCCACGUUUGAGCCAGGAUUUUGCUACGUCAAGGAUAAGGUGAUCGGACAGAUCGUUGGCGUGGGCCAUUUACUGGGCAGCGUAUACGUGCUGAAAACUCUUCGAAUCAAUCAGGACAAAGGAGGAGGUAGCGGCUUAUCACAAAAGCCACGAGACGACAGUUCUAAAAGCCAGAAGAGGCCAGGCCGAGCCGAUACAGUAGGCAUGACAAUGACGGGCAAUCUCGAGAGCGUGCAGACGGACCGUGACAAGUGCUUUCGUGACACCAGCACGCCAAACUACCUUGCCUCUAACCAGAGGUUGCUUCUUGGUACUGGUAGCUUCCAGGAGACAGCGGACGAUCUGCUGCAAAGAAAUGUCGUCUCUGUGGCCCAGCUUGCAAGCAGCCAUGGCUUGGUUACGGUCUUUGAGCCGACAGGCUGCUACAUGAAGGACAAGAAAACUGGACAGAUCGUUGCCCAUGGCCACUUACGUGACGGCGCAUUCGUUCUCGACAAUCUUCUCAUAAACCAGGAAAAAGGACCAGGCAGAUCUGGUGCUGCAAACAAACAAAGGGAACAAGAGCUGGCAAAGAUCAAGGGACAAGAAAUCAAAAUGAAGGUGAAGACGAUGGUAACAGAUCUAAAGGAAGAGGUCAAGUUAGAGGCGAAGGAGGCGAUAAAGGUGGAGGUGGCGCCAGCAGUAGCAGCGAUAAAGGGAGAGAUCAAGCUGGAGGUGAAGGAGAAGGCGAUAAAGGUGGAGGUGGCACCAAUGAUGGUAGAGAUGAAGGAAGAGGUGGUCAAGCCGGGGGUGGAGGAGGAGAUAGAGAUGGUGCUGGUAGCGGUGGUGGAGGUGGAGGAGGAAAAAAAGGAGGUGGAGGAGAAGAAGAAAAGAAAGUGA